This is a messenger RNA of Onychostoma macrolepis, 1866 nucleotides long. RefSeq lists its product as uncharacterized. Bases 88 to 1821 code for a protein of 577 amino acids. NCBI's taxonomy places the organism in Eukaryota, Metazoa, Chordata, Actinopteri, Cypriniformes, Cyprinidae. The record is from RefSeq and is a predicted model, not a curated record. The transcript has 9 exons.
GAGAGUAUGAGGGGCCAGUUUCUUCUCACAACCACAAAUAAUUCUUCUGAGAACCUGUUAGACUCAAACCUGUGAAAUAUAUCUGAAAUGAGAGUUUCCAGAUCCAGAAUGAUACUCUCUCAUCUGGGCACUCUGUUCCUGUUUAUCCUGUGCUGUGUGUUUGGCGAUGAAAUGAAGUCAGUAUCGGUGACUGAGGGAGAUUCUAUCACGCUUAAUACUGAUAUUAAAGUACAGAGUAAAGAUAUGUUAUUGUGGAUGUUUGGACCACAAGAGACUCGCAUUGCUGAAAUAUAUAACCAGAACAUGUUUAUGUAUGAAAGUAAUGAGAUAUUUGGAGACAAACUGCAGAUGGACAAUCAAACUGGAUCUCUGAUCAUCAGAAACAUCAGAACUGAACACACUGGACUUUAUAAACUACUGAUCAUCAGCACCAGAGGAAACUCAGACAAGAGAUUCAGUGUCAGUGUCUACGCUUAUCUGCCUGUUCCUGUCAUCACUACAAACUCUUCACAAUGUUCUUCAUCUGAAAGAUCAUCAGUUCAGAAUUGUUCACUGCUGUGUUCAGUGUUGAAUGUGAGUCAUGUGACUCUCUCCUGGUUCAAAGGAAACAGUUUAUUGUCCAGCAUCAGUGUGUCUGAUCUCAGCAUCAGUCUCUCUCUUCCUCUGGAGGUGGAAUAUCAGGAUAACAACACCUACAGCUGUGUGAUCAACAAUCCCAUCAACAACCAGACCACACAUCUGGACAUCAGUCAACUCUGUCACAUGUGUCCAGACUCUGUUCAGUAUUGUGGUUCUACUGAAGCUGUGAUCCGAUUGGUUCUCUCUGCUCUGGUGGGCGUGGCUGCAGUUGCUGCUGCAGUUUAUGACUUCAGAUCCGGAAGAGAGUUUGAAGUUUUCAGACACAGUUGGAGGAAUACGGUAUCAAACGCUGCUGUUUUCUGUCUGUGGAUUUUUUUCACAAAAUGUGUGUCUGGAGUUUAUACAGAUGAAACAUAUGAGAUGAUAUCAGUGAUGGAGGGAGAUUCUGUCACUUUAAACACUGAUGUUACUGAAAUACAGAGAGAUGAUAAUAUACUGUGGAUGUUUAAACUCCAAAAUUCAGAGACUCGUAUCGCUGAAAUCUAUAAACAGACCAUCUCUAUAUAUGAUUAUAAAGAGACUAAUGAGAGAUUCAGAGACAGACUGAAGAUAGAUGAGCAGACGGGAUCUCUGACCAUCACAAACAUCAACAAAUUACACUCUGGACUUUAUAAAGUACAGAUCAUCAAUGGAGGAAUCAAACACAAGAGCUUCAAUCUUGCUGUCUAUGCUCUUUUGACUGUUCCUGUCAUCAGUGUUUCUCCUCAAAACCCUUCAGUAUCAGAAAUAUCAUCAGGUCAGAAUUGUUCGCUGCUGUGUUCAGUGUUGAAUGUGAGUCAUGUGACUCUCUCCUGGUACAAAGGAAACAGUUUAUUGUCCAGCAUCAGUGUGUCUGAUCUCUGCAUCAGUCUCUCUCUUCCUCUGGAGAUUGAGUGUCUGGAUGAUUCAUACAGCUGUGUUGUGGCGUAUUCAUUCAAUAACCAGACUAAACAUCACUGCAUCACUGAUCUCUGUCGGCCAUGUUCAGAAAACGUCCAGCGUUUAUAUUUCAUGCCACUUAUAAGUGUUUGUGUGCUGCUGCUGCUGUUGUUCAUUUCUUCAUGUGUGUUUUACUGCUGCUGCAGGAAAUGCAACCAAGAAAAACCAAAGGAUGAGAAAAGUCUGUCAGAAUACACACAGAUCAUCUACCGUCUGCAGAUCACUGAUCAUCACCCACAAUACACCACAACUCAUCACGACUGAUUUAUGAUUAAUUAAUUUCAUUUCACAGUCAUGAUGAAUGUUAAC